Messenger RNA from Suillus subalutaceus, 733 nucleotides. RefSeq lists its product as uncharacterized. Lineage: Eukaryota; Fungi; Basidiomycota; Agaricomycetes; Boletales; Suillaceae. Bases 6 to 638 code for a protein of 210 amino acids. The transcript is spliced from 6 exons. Gene Ontology annotation, cellular component: membrane. Gene Ontology annotation, molecular function: transmembrane transporter activity. The record is from RefSeq and is a predicted model, not a curated record.
GACGGAUGGAGGAACAAGUUGCGGCCAUUGGACACGAAGGCAAGCCCGAAGAGAACUUCUCUAGUCUUGCCGAGGUUCUUAUGGAUUGGAGGGUAUGGUGGCUUGGUGUUACUCUUCAUUUGAUAACUAGCUCGUUGUCAUUCACCAUUUUUUUCCCGACCCUAUCCGCCACAAUGGGUUACAACGCGACUACGAGCCUCUUACUCUGCGCACCCCCGCACUCCGACGUAACUGGUGAUCGCUUCUGGCAUAUUGUCUGCCCUUUACUUGUCGGUAUCGCUGGGUUUGUGAUUGCAAUUUCUACAAUGAAUACGGCUAUACGAUAUCUAUCCCUAUUCUUUAUGGCUCAAAGCCCAGCUGCCUAUGUUGUCUCUUUGACCUGGUCACAGUCUAAACGCGCUGCAGCCAUUGCACUAAUAAACACUAUAUCAUCAGCUGGCUUCAUCAGUUCAUCAUACUUUUGGCCAUCCAGUUGGGGACCUUCAUACGCGAAUUCGUAUCUCAUCUGCAUCUUGGCAAGCGUCAUGUCCAUUGCGAUGUGCUGGGUAUUUAGGGGGCACCUUUCCCGGUGUAAUGAAGCUGCUGAAGCUGAAGAGAAAGUUCUAGGGCUACCCGAGGGUUUUAGAUAUAUCCUCUAGAGCGUGGUUGGGCUCCAUAGUACUUGUUUCAUACCGAUUGACUUUUAUCGUCGGAUCGAUCGAUAUGAUAAUUGCAGCUUGCAGAAGACUUGCUG